This is a messenger RNA of Saccostrea cuccullata (small rock oyster), 1890 nucleotides long. Its product is annotated as beta-1,3-glucosyltransferase-like. Gene Ontology annotation, cellular component: membrane. NCBI's taxonomy places the organism in Eukaryota, Metazoa, Mollusca, Bivalvia, Ostreida, Ostreidae. The transcript has 14 exons. The record is from RefSeq and is a predicted model, not a curated record. Gene Ontology annotation, molecular function: glycosyltransferase activity. Bases 1 to 1476 code for a protein of 491 amino acids.
AUGUUCUCUGUCAAAGUUAUGCCUUGGGUUUUACUUCCUUUGUUAAUUGUAUUACUAGUAGUAAAAGCUGCAGAGAAAGAAAAAGUUGCAAAGGCCAAGCCAAAAGACUUGAGUUUGAAGGACAUUGCCUUUGUUGUUAUCAGUCAGCCGAACUCUUAUAAUCUACAAAGGUCCUCAGAGUUCAAGAAACAUUUUCAAGAACAAGUUAAAGAUUUAAAAAAGGAUGAAAGACCUAGACUAUACUUUACUCAUGAAAACUGGGAUUUGAUAGGAGCCUUCACAGUUCUGCCCCUGAUGCCAGUGUUUGCCAAAGACUUUCAAGAAUUCUCUUGGAUUUUCAUAUGUGAAGAAGAAACAAGAUUGGAUGUUUUCAAACUCUUGGAUGUUCUGCGAAAAUAUAACCCAAAGAAGGAGUACUUCCUGGGUAAAGCUCUUAGAGACAGAGAAGCCACCAUUAUACACCAUUUUGCCAAUGCUAAUAAUCCAUCAGCCUUUGCCUUCCCUGACUUUGGUGCUGGGAUUGCUCUAAGCAAAGGAUUGUUUAUGAGUGUAGGACAAAGAUGGCCAGAUGACUCUGUUAGGUCAGAUUUUACCAUAGAUCCCAAGCAUGAACUAGCUGUGGUGCUACAGAAUGGUGAUAAAGGAGUGAAUCUAACAGAAGUACCAGAGUUAUGUACCUUUGACUACAAUGAAAAGUGUGCAUCUUGGUAUCCUGUAAAGUUUCCAGAUUGUGGACCAGAAAUUCCUGAAGACAAAUUGUUUGUUGGAGUGAAGACUUGUGAGAAGUUCCACACAGACAGAGUGCCCAUUGUGAAAGAAACUUGGGGAAAAGACACAAAAAACAUUGAGUAUUUUAGUGAGAAGGAAGACCCUGACAUUCCCACCAUCAGCCUAGGGGUCCCCAAUACAGAGAGGGGGCAUUGUGGGAAGACUAUGGCUAUGUUGAGGAGAUGGCACAAAGACAAGAAAUAUGCCAAGGCCUCCUGGUUUUUAAUUGCAGAUGAUGACACAAUUAUCAAUUUAAAGAGACUGAGGAAGUUACUGGCUUGCUAUGAUCCUAAGGAACCUGUUCACCUGGGGGAAGUUUAUGGUUAUGCUAUAGCCAAGAAAAAUUGGGGCUAUACCUACAUCACAGGAGGGGGAGGGAUGAUUUUCAGCAGAGAGGCCAUUAAUCAGUUGGUGAUAAAUGGUGAGGCUGAUUGUCAUGCCGAUGAUUCUCCUGAUGAUAUGACACUUGGAAUGCGAUACAAACGGCUAGACAUCAGUUUGGUUCACAGCCCAUAUUUCCAUCAGGCUCGACCAGUGGACUACAGUGUAGACUUCCUGGCCGCCAGAACUCCUCUAUCAUUCCACAAACACUGGAUGUCAGACCCCAGGGCUGUGUAUGCUGACUUAAUGAAGGAAAACACAGAUAGUCAGACAGACAAGGUGUCCACUACAACAGAGAAAUCUGAAGGAGAGCAUGAAGAGUUAUAGUGUUAUAGUUAUUACUGCAAUCAAUCAAAUACAGAGGGAAAAAAUGUUCUUGAUUUCAUUUAAUAUACACAUGCUUUAUUCUGUGGGUUUAUAAUUCUGUGGGAUUAACAAAUUCAGCUUGAUCAGGAGGUCAUUAAUUAAUUCCACUCAUAUCCAUUGUAAUUUUAGUGGAGGAUAGAAUCUACAAAAGGCCCAUAUAUUUAAAAAAAAUCUUAAAAUAUAUAUUUAAAUGCUAAAGUUGUUGUUUCUGUUUUAAGAAACCUAGAUCUUUUAAAGAGUAAUGAAAUUUAAGCUGCCAAAAAUACUGCCAAACAAUGAAAUGUUUUUAGUUUUUUGUAUUUCAUAUCAUAUAUGGAAUCCAUGAUUAAUAAUGAUGGUGACCAUGCAUGGAAAACUUUAAAUUUACUUUAGAUA